CCAGCCAGGCUCUUAGAACGUAUUUUGCUGAAAACCACACGCUAACAUAGGAAUGUUCUCCAUGUAUUCAUACAUCUUGGAUACGUUCCUUCGGCCCCUGUGUUCACUGCUCCAACAGGGUGAUCAAAUGUCAGCCACAAAGGGGGAACUGGAGACAUCACAGGAUUGUGUGGCCAAGGGAAGUGGCCAGCUGGUGGAGAAAAAAGAAUUUGAAGAGGUUUCUCAGGAGGAUCUGCCAGAUGAGCCGUGCCAAGAUCCCACACAGAAGUUGUCAAAAGGUCCAAGGAAGGAAGAACAGACCCCCAAAAGACUGAGGCUUAUUCUGGUGGGAAAAACAGGAAGUGGGAAAAGUGCAACAGGAAACAGCAUCCUUGGCAAGGAAGUAUUUGAAUCUAAAAUCAGCGCAGAACCAGUGACCAAGACCUUCCAGAGAGGCACCCGCGAGUGGGCUGGGCAGGAACUUGAGGUGAUUGACACCCCUGACAUUUUGUCCUCUCUGUUUCAAUCUGAUGUAGCAGAUCAGCAGAUCUGCCCAGCCAUCACCUUCUCCUCACCAGGGCCUCACGCUGUGCUCCUGGUGACUCAGCUGGGCCAGUUCACAGAAUAUGACACGCAGGCAGUCAGGCGCCUCCAAGAGAUCUUUGGAGUGGGUAUCUUGGCACACACUAUCCUAGUGUUCACCCGGAAGGAAGACUUGGCUGAUGGCUCCUUGGAUGAAUACUUGCGUAAGACUGACAACCAGGACCUUUACAAACUGGAUGUGCUGUGCUCCCGGCGCCACUGUGGUUUCAGCAACAGGUGGGAGAGGGUUGAGCAGGAGGCCCAGCUGCAGGAGCUCAUGAAGCAAGUCAAAGGAAUCCUGUGGGAAACAGAAGGCCACCAUUAUAGCAACAAAGCUUAGCAAUACUCCCAGAAGCACUUGGUGCUCAAACAAGUGCAGCAAAUUGAAAUGACCCAGCAGCAAGGCUCUGAGAAAGUACUGGUCAAACAAUCCUCCCUGGAAGGGCUUUCCCAAAUCCAAAAGGAGUCUGAGAAAACUCACAAGUACCUCCUGAGGAAGGUGUCCUUUUGAACCCUUCCUGGGUAGGAGCAAGGUCCUUCCUCAGCCCUUGCAUCCCUGUAGCCAGCCAUUUCCAGACCUCGCCAUCCCACAUGGCACAUAGAUCAGUCCCCAGGUCAGAAAGUCUAGUAUCCUGAGAAAUGUGAUGUCCUUUGUCUGGAAUCCCCAGCUUCUAUCCCAGGACCUCCAGUCCUGCUUCCAGAACACUCAGGCCCUUCCUCUGCACCCCAACGCUUGCUGACCUCAUGUGGAACCUUUCAUCCCACUGGCACUGCUUUCGUUGGGGCACUUUUCUGUACCUUGAUAGAGCCAAGGCUUCUUGAG
Ochotona princeps (American pika) is the source of this 1384-nucleotide messenger RNA. RefSeq names its product GTPase, IMAP family member 6 (gene GIMAP6). Lineage: Eukaryota; Metazoa; Chordata; Mammalia; Lagomorpha; Ochotonidae. The record is from RefSeq and is a predicted model, not a curated record. Gene Ontology annotation, molecular function: GTP binding. The transcript has 3 exons. The coding region runs from base 53 to 901 and encodes 282 amino acids. Gene Ontology annotation, cellular component: cytosol.